AUGGUAGAAUAUGUGCCGAUUGCGAAAAAGUACGAUAUUCCCAGGCCAGAGCCAGAAGACUCCGAUGAAGAUGAUACUUCAAGCAGACACAAUGGUAGAGGGCCACAUGGACGGUUUCCGCCAGGUCGAGUAAUCAUUGGUGCUUUGCCACCGAAUAGUUAUCAACUACUUCGAAAAGGAUACUAUUACCAACACUACCCCUACCAUAUGUUACCAAGGCAGUAUCUACUGAGACCUCGUUAUGCUUACGCAUAUCCACCACAGUACCAGAAUGCCGUCUACACUUAUCAUCAUCGCUUGCCUUACAAAGAUCCCUUCAACAUUUACCGCAGCGAUCCCACUUUUAACCCCUAUGCUGCUGCUUAUGGAGGAGGAUGUGGAGGAGGAUCAUCCUGUGGUGGCUGCGGUGGUGAGGGUGGUGAAGGACAUGAAGAGGAAGAUGGUUCUUAUGAAGAGGAAAGCGGAGGAGGAAGAUCGGGUGAAACUGGAAUUAAUAGAAAGGAUCCACUAGAAGAUCUGGAUUUGGAAGAUUUGGAGAAACUUGGAGGUAUGUUGAUUUGA
Cylicocyclus nassatus is the source of this 561-nucleotide messenger RNA. The record is from the annotation of a GenBank genome assembly. NCBI's taxonomy places the organism in Eukaryota, Metazoa, Nematoda, Chromadorea, Rhabditida, Strongylidae.